Daktulosphaira vitifoliae (grape phylloxera) is the source of this 1905-nucleotide messenger RNA. RefSeq names its product probable phosphoserine aminotransferase. Gene Ontology annotation, molecular function: O-phospho-L-serine:2-oxoglutarate transaminase activity; pyridoxal phosphate binding. NCBI's taxonomy places the organism in Eukaryota, Metazoa, Arthropoda, Insecta, Hemiptera, Phylloxeridae. The coding region runs from base 200 to 1300 and encodes 366 amino acids. The transcript has 9 exons. Gene Ontology annotation, cellular component: cytoplasm. Gene Ontology annotation, biological process: L-serine biosynthetic process. The record is from RefSeq and is a predicted model, not a curated record.
CAAUGUCACGUUCUGUAGACACCUAACAAACGUUUGUCUAUACAAUAAGUUUUACAUUAUAUCAAUUAAUAUAUAUUUUAGCAAAAAAAAAAUACUCACAUUGUUUUCUUAGUGAAUAAUCUAAGUUGUAGACUGAAGUGUAAAGCAAAUAGGUAAUCGAUCGAGCAGGACAAACCUCCAAACAAUCCAACAACUGACAAUGUCAUCCAAUCAUGUAAUCAAUUUUGGUGCUGGUCCCGCAAAACUACCCAGACAAGUAUUGGAACAAGCCAGAGAUGAAAUUUUAAACUGUGGUUGUGGUCUAAGUGUAAUGGAAUUAAGUCAUCGAUCGGCUGAAUAUGCAGUAAUAAACAAUCGGGUCAUUGAAUCUGUCAGACAACUCUUAAAUGUGCCUUCCAAUUACAAAAUAUUAUUAAUGCAAGGUGGUGGCACCGGUGCUUUUGCUUCUGUUCCUUUGAACUUAAUGCAUCGGGGUGAAAAAGCAGACUUUAUAUUGACUGGCGAAUGGUCUACAAAAGCCGCUAAAGAAACUUCAAAGUACAUGAAAGUAAAUUAUGUUUUCCCGAAACCAGAAAAAUUUGAAAAGAUUCCAGAUCAGUCAACAUGGAAAUUAGAUCCAGAAGCUGCUUUUGUUUACUAUUGUGACAACGAAACUGUGAAUGGCAUUGAAUUUCCUUUUAUCCCUGAAACUAACGGUGUACCGUUAGUAUGUGAUAUGUCGUCCAACAUAAUGACUAGAAAGUUUAAUGUUAGCAAGUUUGGUAUUGUGUUUGCAUGUGCUCAAAAAAAUUUAGGACCUGCUGGUAUCACUGUGAUAAUAAUCCGCGAUGAUUUAAUUGGACAUCCUAGUCCUAUUUGCCCUAUGGUAUUCAAUUAUACACUAUUUGCUCAUGAUGAUUCCUUAGUUAAUACACCACCUACGUUUAUUGUAUACAUGCUGUCGUUGGUAUUGAAAUGGAUUAAAGAACAAGGAGGAGUUGGUAGUAUGGAAGAACAAUCAAAAACUAAAAGCCAACUUUUGUACAAAACCAUCGAAGACUCUAAGGGAUUUUAUUCUUGUCCCAUUGAUAGUGCAUAUAGGAGUCGUGUGACAGUUCCUUUCCGGUUGUCUACCGGGCCUGAAGCUGAUAAGCAGUUUUUGAAAGAAUCCCAAGAUAUUGGAUUUUUACAACUCAAAGGUCAUAGGUUAGUAGGAGGAAUUCGAGUCGCUAUGUACAAUGCCAUGACACUAGAUGAAGUAAAGGUUUUGACCGACUUCAUGAUUAAGUUCCAGGAACAACACCCCCAAUUUCAGCCCUGACUAUGUUUUCAUAAAAAAUUAAUUAGAUAAAAAUUUCUUUUUUAAUAGUCAUGUUUGUUUCUUAAAUAAUUUAACUUUGCAAUUUCAAGUGUACUCCAACAAAGUUAUUUCUGUCAAAUUUUGUAUUUUAUUUACGGGACAAUCCACGAAAUUCUAAAAAUGUACAAUUUUUCUCUAAAUAUUUUAUCUGUAUAAUAUCUUUAACGUAAUUUAUUUAUGUUCGCGUUUUAUAAGAAACUAUAUAAACGCGGGAUUUUUUAUAGAUUGGUUGUGAACAAAUAUGGUUUUGUUAAGAAUUACAUAAAACAAUUAGAAAAACAGUAAAAAUAAAUUUUUAAAUAAUUUCAUAUAAUAAGUAUGCCUUAUUUAAGUAAGUUAUAGAGAUAAAUCGAUGUAAUGGAUAAAUAGAGGUUGGAAAUUUGAAUAAGUCACCUUGGAUUUUGUCUUGGUUUUUUUCGCUUUGUACCACUGAAGUUAUAAUACUAAUUCAUUAUUUGACUAUGUCAAGUACUUUUUAAGCAAAUUUAAUUAAAUCUUUCAUUCAAUGUAUAAAUAAACCAUUGUAACUUUUGUUAUUUUAGUAUCAUUAUAUGUAUUUUUGAAUA